AUGCGCCAUUUCGAAAUGCCUUUGUAUCUGUUUUCUAAAGAACAUCAAUUUGAUCAAAUCAUAUAUGAACGUCGUUUAAAUGUUCUCGUAUUUACUGUCUGUUGGUCGUUGGGUUCGAAAAUGAUUCUACCAACAAUAUACGAUCUUUCUCGAGAACAACAUCUUGUUCAUGUUAAUGUUUAUCGUGUUGAUUUAGAUGAGCACACUAAUCAAUCGACACAAUAUUUAAAUAUCACAACAAUACCGACCGUUCAAUGGUAUUUUCAUGGAAAUAAAGUUGAUGAAUCGAUCGGCGUAGAUACUGAGCAAUUGAUCAAUAAAACAUCCCAUUAUGCUAAAGCAAACAAACUUCAUGAUCAAUUACGAACGAAACGAAAAUCAACAUUCGAUCAUUUGCAUUCUCUCAUUCAUUCAACUAUGUAUUCAAAUCGAAAACUAGUUAUUGAUUUCUUGGUUUCCGUCUUCGCUACAUUCAUCUUAUGUACAACCAUUUUGUCGAUUUCAACAGCGAACUGGAAUAUCGACGCAAAUCAGCAUCGUGUCGGCCUAUUUCAAAGAUGUGUACAUAAGUCAUCCUGUAGUAUCAAAGAAUUGCACCGAACAGUAACAUUAUUAGCAUUGUUUACAGUUGUUCUUCUUGUCACAAGUACACUUGCGUCAUUUCUAUUGAUGGGUUCAACAACGGAUCAACAAAAUCGAUGUUAUAUACUUGUACCACUAGCUUUAUUCGGUGCAGGUACUGCAAUGACACUAUUAUUUAUGAAAGUUCAUGAACAAAUCUAUGUUAAUAGUUACUCUGCAUUCAUUUUUCUCAUUGAUACUGUGCUUGCUCAUGUGCUAGGCGGUGUUUCAAUAUUGCAUGGUAGCAUGUUUUAUUUCUAA
Molecule: messenger RNA, 882 nt
Organism: Adineta ricciae
Lineage: Eukaryota; Metazoa; Rotifera; Eurotatoria; Adinetida; Adinetidae
Source: the annotation of a GenBank genome assembly